GACUCACGUCUCGUCGCUCGUAGGCGCGCUACGAAACUCAAUACGACAUUUCCAUACAUUUUUUUCUAUUUCAAAUUAGUAUAUAUUUUUUAUUUAAUCUUAAUAAUAAAAAAUAUUAUCUACUAAUACUAAUACGAAAAAUAUAUAGUGUAGUUUUAAUUGAAGUUUUUUUUUCUUCAUACAAUAUUAGGUUUAAUACUGUGUUAUAAUAUUAAAAAUAUAUAGUGUAGUUUUAAUUAAAUUUUUUUUUUCUUCAUACAAUAUUAGGUUUAUUUAAAUGACUGGAAAUAUAAAAUGAGUGUGGAAUUAUUAAACUUACUGAGAAAUGAAGCAAAAAUUACAAGAAAUGCAAAAACGCAAGGAGGCGGCAAUCAUUGGUUUCGGAGGAAGGAGGCCUUUCGUGCCAAACGUGGCGUGAUCUCUUCAGCUCCGGGGAAACAGCGGCCUCGACGCCAGAUAGAAGCUUCAGGAACGGACACCCCCGCCGAGGUGUCGAGUCGACAGCAGACUGCACCCUCGUCGCGAAUCUCCGCGGGUGAGAGCGAAUGGAGUGGCGCCACCGGCGGUCCCCCCGCGGAGGUGGUGCUCCGCCUGCACCCCUCCGCCACUUCUACUCCUCGUGCCAACGUUUCCUUAGCUGAUAUUGAUGGUAGCGGCGUGGUGGUGCGGGCAGAGGAAGCACUGAUCGUAGCAUUCGUGUUGCUUCUAUGGAUUGCUGCUAUAGCACUCUUCUUCAACCGAUGGGGCAAGAUCAGGUGCGUCUAUAAGCUGAUGUUGGAGCCGUACCAGCCGAAGUUCCAACAACAGCACCGACAGAGCUGCGCCCUCGCUGAAGCUUCCGUCUCAGUACCUCCUCAUCACCGAGCGUCGCUUUCGCGAGGCUGUGUGUCGUAUGACUGCGGCGGUGCCUUCCCGCCUUACCAGCCAUGUGGGUACCUAGCACACCGCCCGAGACAGAACUCCGUCUUCGUCGGGAGCAUGGGGGGCAUGGCUCUCAUACCGGAGAGCCCUCCACGGCGGUCUCGCUCGGCAGCCGACCUGCCCGCCCUGGUGCCUCCCGCCGACCACUCCCGGCCAGUGACCCCGAGGUCGUCUCGAGCAGCUAGUCUCCACAGCGCCGUCGACCUCAGAGUCUACGUCCCUUCCCCCCGGACCUCAAGAGCAGCUAGUCUACAUUCAGCUGUUGAUAUGCCCUCAGGAUCUGUGCAAGUCCACGCGAGGGGAUCCGGCUCGAAUCUGAACAGACCAAGAAGUCCUAGAAGACUCACAAUUACUAACGUUUAAAAACUAUUUUUAGAUUAAAUUUAUUUUUGUUUUCAAAUUUAAAAUCAAAUUCAAAAUUCUUUAUUCAAUUUAGGAUCAUAUACAUCACUUAAUUGACGUCAAAAAAUUACUUAAACUAAGUCUACUGCCGACUUCCAAAGCGCUGGUGAAGAAGAAGCGGCGCAACAAACUUCACCGCAGCCUUUUAAUGUAUUAGUUUAUUGUAAGUCAUUAGUUUUAAUUUUAAAUUCAGUUUUAAUUUAUUUACUGUAGUACGUACCAAAAAUUCGAGUGUUUUUAUAUUGCAACCAUAAACUAAAUAGAUUUUUUUAUUGUAUAGUUGCAACUUAUAAUUUUGUUUUCUUUGGUUGCAAUUAAUUUUAGUGGUGUUGUGUGUAUUAAGUUGAAAGCUAUAAGCUAUACUCUAUAGUGUGUUUCUAUGUAUGUUUAUACAAUAGUUUUAUAUAGUUUUUUUUGUGAGAAAUGAGAUAUACUAGUUUCAGAGAUUGUGUGUGAAAUAAUUAAUUAUAACUUUUAAAGUAUUAUUUUAUCAUUUAGAUAAAAUAUGUCAUAUAACUUAGUUUCAUUGUUGUAAUUAAUAAAUAAUAAUAACGCCUCAGUAAGCUUCCCAACAAUGAUUUUCCGAUUUUCAAUGACACUCUCUCGUACAUUAGGAAAGUGCAAU
Plodia interpunctella (Indianmeal moth) is the source of this 1948-nucleotide messenger RNA. RefSeq lists its product as uncharacterized. NCBI's taxonomy places the organism in Eukaryota, Metazoa, Arthropoda, Insecta, Lepidoptera, Pyralidae. The record is from RefSeq and is a predicted model, not a curated record. The transcript is spliced from 8 exons. The coding region runs from base 295 to 1284 and encodes 329 amino acids.